UCGUGUGUUUACAAAGAUUCAAAAUAAGAAGCUAUUGCCUGCUGUCAAACAGUUGGCAAAUGAUAGUAUGCUAACCAGUGCUUUGAAGGUGAGAGAAGUCAACAGCAAUGGAGAAUGUGGUAUUUCAAUGGAUGGUACUUGGCAGAAAAGGGGGCAUGCUUCGCACAAUGGAAUCGUAACAGCUAUUUCCUUGGACCCAAGAAGUGCAUAGAUGUUGAGGUGCUGUCAGACAAGUGUCAACAAUGUUUGAAGUGGGGGAAAAAGCAAAGUGAUCCCAGGUACCAUUCAUGGAAAGCAUCACAUAAUUGUAAGAUCAACCAUAAAGGGAGUGCAAAUAACAUGGAAUCAUCGGGAGCAGUGAAGAUUUUUGAAAGAUCGGUUAACACCAGAGGCUUAAAGUACACCAGUAUGCUUGGUGAUGGAGAUUCUGCUACGUACAAUAGUAUUGUUGAAAGAAAACCAUAUGGAGAAGAGUGCACUCCUAAAAAGUUAGAAUGUAUCGGGCAUGUUCAAAAGAGGGUGGGAAGUCGUCUAAGGAAAUUAAAGAAUACGAAGAAAGGGGUGAAAUUGAGUGAUGGGAAAGGAAUAAGUGGAAAAGGGAGACUUACUGAUGGAAAAAUUGAUAUGCUUCAGAAUUAUUAUGGUUUAGCUGUGAGAAACAAUCUGAAUGAUGUAAAUGAAAUGGCUAAGCAGAUUAAGGCAGCUCUCUUUCAUGUAGCCUCAACAAAUGAAAAACCCCGCCAUCAGCUUUGCCCUAUUGGAAGUGACAGUUGGUGUGGUUACCAGAGAGAUAAAGAGACAUAUGUACAUAAGAAUGGUAUUCCUGAUUGCAUUGUAGAGCUAAUAGAGCCCAUAUUAGAUAAUCUCAGCAACCCUAGCUUGUUGUCGAAAUGCACACACGGGUUGACCCAGAAUGUAAACGAGUGUCUGAAUGGUCUUAUCUGGGAUCGGUGCCCUAAGACAAUUUAUGUGGAACAAGAAACUGUUGCUCUAGCCACUUACUUGGCUAUACUCAAGUUCAAUGAUGGGGACAUUUCCUUGUUAAAGAUGCUAACUGAAUUGGACAUAGUACCCGGUUUGUUUGCCAGUAAGGGAGCUCAUGAUUGCGAUCGGGAUCGCAUCAACCUCUCAGUCAAAAUGAGCUCUGAAAAGGUGAAAAAAAGAAGAAAAGUGCGCAGGCAUUUAAGAAAAAAACAUAUAGAUGAUGCUAAAGACAAAGAAGGUGUAACUUAUGAACCUGGUCAUUUCUGAGGCAGUUUUAAGGUCAUUAAAACACAACUAUAACUUUAAAUAACAAUUUCUUACUUUCAUGAUUUCGGCAAAGAGGACUAUCUUUGUGACACCAUAACUUCUUUAUUAUUAAUAGUAUUAGGCUAAAAUUUUGUGUGUGAAAAGCAAAUGAACUAUUU
Molecule: messenger RNA, 1409 nt
Organism: Xenia sp. Carnegie-2017
Lineage: Eukaryota; Metazoa; Cnidaria; Anthozoa; Malacalcyonacea; Xeniidae
Exons: 1
Coding region: 115-1251 (378 amino acids)
Source: RefSeq, a predicted model, not a curated record